CGGGCCUGGCAUAUCUCUCUCUCCCUCACCCAUCCUUCUCCAACUCCGGCCGCCGCCACGGCCAGGCCGACGUGGUGGUGCGCCUUCGCCUCCCAUCCAUCCACCAGCGCCACCAUCUUCUUCUCCUUCCCCGAAUCCACCAUCAUCCAUCCACACCACCGUCACCAGCGCCACCAUCUCUAGCCACCAGCACCACAGCGCCUCCCCACACCUCACGCAACCCACCAGACAGAUGGUCGGAGGCGUCUGAUGCCCCUCGCGAUUCUCCUCCCCAAAUCUGAACUGCUGCUGCUCCUCCACCUUUCUUCUUCCCCCAAAUUCUGUUGCUGCUCUCUCUCUGACCUCCCCACGCCUCUGUUCUUCUUGCCCAAACCUUGCUGCUACUCUUCUUCUACUGCGCCCCCUUGCUGAUCUCUCACGCUGCUGCUCAUUCCCUCAUCACUCUGUUGUUUUCUUCUUCUCCUGUCGCUGCCCUCUUCUAUCCUUGCCUCUAGUUGCUGCUCCUAAUCUUUUCUGAACCCCAGCCUCCUAUUCUUUCUUCUCCCUACCUCGCUGCUGCUCUGCCCUCUUCUCUGAACCUCUCCUCUUCCUCCCAACGCCCCUUGCUGCUUCUUCCUCCUUGCCUGCUGCUACUCCUCCCCCUGCCUCGCUUCUUCUCCCUCAACCUCCUACUGCUGCCUUAUCUCUCUCUCUCCCUCUCUAAAUUUCUGUAGUAUUGCGAGAUGUUUAAGACUUUGUAAGGUUCAGAUUCGUAGAGUACUUAAAACAUGUUGUUUUCUCAGUUUCGUACUUGUUUUCUAGAGUGUAUGUGUUCAGUUUCAGACUUGUGUUUGUAGUGUUACAUGGUGAUCUGUGAGCUGAACCGUGGCAUGUGUCACUCAGUUUGUAUGCUUGAUAAUUAGCUAUAUAUAUCCCCUGUUCAUUUCUUGCUUAAGAACCUUGUUACAUUGUGUAGUAUUUGUGUUAGCAGUACGUGUGAUAUAUUUAUAUACACGUUUGUGCGUGUCUUUGAUGUGAUGCACUUUAUGUUUUGUCCUACAUACUUGUUUCUUCCCUCUAUUAAUGUAAAAUAGUUAUAUAUAUAUAUGUCCAUGUCUUUUCAACUCCCUAGCCGUUGAUGUAUGCUUGUGUUAGCAUUUUAUUUGUCAACUAAAAUAAAAACACAAAAAAUAUACAUUGAGUAAAAUCUGAAUCUACCUUUGCGCAUCUGCAUUUUCUUUGGCGACAACCCUGUUUAGUUUAGUUUUACUUUUUUGCAUUCAUCACCCGAAUCGUGUUACCUAGCUUUAGCCGAGCAUAGUCAAUGUCGCCUAGUCCCUGUGGGGAACAUGACACUCGUAGUUUGGGGCGUAAAAACCCCGCUAUAUUAUAAUAGACCAUUUUGGCGCCGUUGACGGGGACUAGCGUCGUGUGACUGUGUUAGGCUAUAGACUAGGUUUUUCUUGUUUUCAUUUUGUGACAUCUAUAUGUGAUAUAUCUCUAACCACUAAUCCUUGUUCUAGAUCAUUUUCUUUCUGUUUUCUUUUAUUUUGGCAGGUUAGAACUAUCUUCUCGGUUAUGCUUACUAUUCAGAUCAUCAGGCUUAUGCGAGCAACACUACAAACAGCAUGGAAAGUAUUGAAGAACUGAUAAUAAUCAUAUGCAGGGAUUUAGGUAUGAAGAGGAGAGCCACAAUUAUGCUCCACAACAGUCUUAUUCAGCUCCUAUUCAUAUACCUCAGCACCAGGAGAUGUUGCCAAUGGAGUUAAAUGGUCCUCCAUUUGGUCAACCAACACCUUCAACACAAGUGCCUACUCAAGAUGAGUUCGAUGACAUAGACAAGCUCGCACUUUUGAGUCUCGAGUUCACUUGGAGUGCCGAGGAUGAUCCUAUUAGGAAGGUUAUACUAGAUGAAAUGAAGAAUAUCAAGAGUGGGAAUGAGCUAGUGGAAGAAGUAAAGAAGAUUGAGAAGAACAUCAACGCUGGCAGUACUAUUUCUUCACAGCUUGAGGUGAGUAAUUCUGGGAUUCCCCUUGAUACAUGUGAGGUUCCAAUACCGUCACAUCCAGCUGAGCAAGAUUGCAGGUGCCUUGAGCAUGAGAUACCUCAGAUUGAAGAAGAUGAACUAGAAAAAAAGGAACAAGAUGAUCAAGAGCUACAAUUCCCAAGUGAUCAAGUUGAAGACUCAUCAUCUACUACUCCUGAAGAAGUACAAGAAGCUGCUAUAGAUGAAGAUGAAGAACCUGAGAUUCAUUUUCCUAUUGUCAUACCAGAGCGUGAUGUGUCAGGUUUAUCUAAUCCUCUUAAUUACAUGUCUUCAUAUGAUUUGUUUGCUACUACCUUGCAUUGCAUGAUGCCAUCACUUAAGGUAUAUUUGAAAAACUAUUUGCUUGGACAUGAUCAUACACACCCUGUUAGUGGCAUUGCUCAUAUCUCUGUUCAUGAUACUUAUGUUCCUAUUGCUAUACCCAUGCUUAAUGAAACGUGUGAUUCUAAUACUAGCAUUGAGCUUACUGAUUUGUACCAUCCUAAACAUGUGCUUUAUAGCUAUGCUUAUGUAAUUGGAUAUUCGAUUGAUGACUUGGAGGGUAUUAUCCCUACCACUUGCAUUGUCUCUCUCGUUGAGUGCUCUUUCAGGUUUUUGCUUGUGCACGAUCCAUUACAUGCUGACCAAGUUCGAGGUGACAUUCCUUGGGACCCUGGUGGACUCGGAGCAUGGGGAUGAGGAGAAGCAAGGGGGCACACACGAGGAAGGGAGAAGCUGGAGCAGGCAUGAGGAUAGAGAAGCAAAAGGAGAGGAGCUGCAAUUGGUGAGGUGAUCGAGCGAGUGCUACUUCAUUAAGCCCGGUGAGCUGUUUCAUGACCCAUUCUAAAUAUCAUAAAUACAUGCUGAAUUCAAUUGCUAGUUGGGUUGCUUGAGCCAGUUAUUACUUGUUGUCAAGCUGAAUUUCACCUUUGGCAUUGUGCUUGAUGUGAAUUUGUGAACUUGAUUUUUGAAUGCCUUGUAAACUAGUGAUCUACACCAUGCAUGCUUUGCUGAAAUUAGUGAGAACUACUAGUUUUGAGUGCUCAAAUCCCUAGUACACUAGAAAACUUCGUCAUUUUCUGCAUUUACUAUGAUACACCUAGAUCACCAUGUUUAGAUGCUGAAUUUGUGCCAAGUGUGUUCCCAUUCAGAGCAAGCACCUAACCACUAUGGAUUAGCAUGCUAUGUUCCCUGGAUCGGUAGCAUGUGAACUAGACAUGGAGAAAUGAGGAUUCCUGUUUGUUGUGCUUAUGCAUUGUUCAUUUUAAAAAAGUAUUUCUUAUAAUGAAUAAUUAUCUGAUUUUACCUAACAGUAGCAUGUCAUGUUCCCUGGAUCGGUGGCUUGUGAAAUCUGGUUGGAUCGGAUAGGAGUUAAUGAUAUAAAAAAUGUAAUUGUCAAACCAGGUGUAUACCAUGUUCUCUGGAUCGGUGGUAUGUUCCUUUGGGGAGACAAACUAAAAAAACUAAUAUUUGGUUGAGCCAGGUGUAUACCAUGUUCUCGGGAUCGGUGGUAUGUUCCUUUGUAGAGACUGAUAAAAUAAUAUCUUUGCUUCCUUCAAAUUCAAUAAGUGAUUCAACCACAAUGUUGUGUUCCUGGUAAUAAGUGAUCUGAUCACAAGCUUUGUUCUCGGGAUCAUGCUCUCUUUAGGAACCAUUUGGCACAGUCAUCAUUUAAACUUGUUGAUCCUCUUUUAUCGUUGUAAAGGUUUAAAAUGGUCAUGCUUACUAGUGUCCUAUUGCUCUGUAGCACUCUUAACCAUUAUUUUCACUAGCUAAGUCCACAAGCAUGCAUUGUUUAGAGAUCUACUUCACUUGGACAUUCUCUAGUCAGCUCACUAUUCACUAUCUUGCUCGUCAUAUGCCUUUGCUUGAGGACAAGCAAAGAUUUAAGUGUGGGGGAACUAAAAGAGUGUCCCCCACAUGUAUCCAUUGUCGUCCAGCCCGGUUAGGAUACCUGGCUUUCACCCAGGCGACCCGGGUUCAUAUCCCGGCAAUGGAACCAAAAAUGGACUAUUAUAAUAUAGCGGGGUUUUUACGCCCCAAACUACGAGUGUCGUGUUCCAGGGACUAGGCGACAGUGACUAUGCUCGGCUAAAGCUAGGUAACACGAUUCGGGUGAUGAAUGCAAAAAAAGUAAAACUAAACUAAACAGGGUUGUCACCAAAGAAAAUGCAGAUAAGAAAAGGUAGAUUCAGAUUUUACUCAAUGUAUAUUUUUUGUGUUUUUAUUUUAGUUGAAAAAUAAAUGCUAACACAAGCAUACAUCAACGGCUAGGGAGUUGAAAAGACAUGGACAUAUAUAUAUAACUAUUUUACAUUUAAUGGAGGGAAGAAACAAGUAUGUAGGACAAAACAUAAAGUGCAUCACAUCAAAGACACACACAAACGUGUGUGUGUGUGUGUGUGUGUAUAUAUAUAUAUAUCACACGUACUACUAAUACAAAUACUACAUAAUGUAACAAGGUUCUUAAGCAAGAAAUGGACAGGGGAUAUAUAUAGCUAAUUAUCAAGCAUACAAACUGAGUGACACAUGCCACGGGUCAGCUCAUAGAUCACCAUGUAACACUGCAAACACAAGUCUGAAACUGAACACACACACUCUAGAAAACAAGUACGAAACUGAGCAAACAACAGGUUUUAAGUACUCUACGAAUCUGAACCUUACAAAGUCUUAAACAUCUCGCAAUACUACGGAAAUUUUGAGAGAGAGAGAGAGAUAAGGCAGCAGCAGGAGGUUGAGGGAAUGAGCAGCAGCGUGAUGAGGGAAUGAGCAGCAGCGUGAGAGAUUAGCAAGGGGGUGCAGUAGUAGAAGAGCAGCAGCAAGGUUUGGGCAAGAAGAACAGAGGCGUGGGUGGGGAGGUUAGAGAGAGAGCAGCAGCAGAAUUUGGGGGAAAAAGAAAGGUGGAGGAGCAGCAGUAGUUCAGAUUUGGGGAGGAGAAUCGCGCGGGGCAUCAGACGCCUCCGGCCAUCUGUCUGGUGGGUUCCGUGAGGUGUGGGGAGGCGUUGUGGUGCUGGUGGCUGGAGAUGGUGGCGCUGGUGACGGCGGUGUGAAUGGAUGAUGGUGGAUUCAGGGAAGGAGAAGAAGAUGGUGGCGCUGGUGGAUGGAUGGGAGGCGAAGGCGCACCACCACGCCGGCCUGGCAGUGGCGGCGGCCGGAGUUGGAGAAGGAUGGGUGAGGGAGAGAGAGAUAUGCCAGGCCCGAUGGGGAAUGGAGCCGAUCUAGGGAUUUUGAUCCCCUCCCUGAUCUGCAAACAUUACACAUUAGCCCUCCUCCUUCUCUUCUUACUUCACAAGAAGGUCCUCUCACUUCUUUAGCAGGCCCCCUAGUUACUUCUUUUCAUCUCACUCAAGUAUCUUCUCCCUUCUCUUCUUUUCUUUACUCUUCUCGAUAACCACCUAGACAGAAUCUUGACAAUUAUUGGUGCCUUUGUGCACAUUUCUGCAAGAUAGACCAAAGACUAGUAAAUGAUCUUUUUUUUGAUUAUCAAGCAAUAUUCAAUCAAUCAUGGCAAGAAUGGACGGAUAUAUCACGAUAGAUGCUACAUUUGAGUACCAAAAUUAAAUAUGUGAAAUAUACUUAUCAGUGGUUUUGGUAAUUAAUGUGAACAUAUCUCUUGUUGGACUAACACUGUUAUCUAGUAUGUUUCAGAUAAGUUCAACAAUGGAGUGGCAUGGACUAAAAGAUGUGGGAACUCCUUCAAGGUGCUCAGGACAAAAGAUUGGCUCAAGCUUCAAGCUCAAGACUCUUCAUUUUAUAUUUUAGUGAUCCAAGAUCACAUUGAGUCUAUAGGAAAAGCCAAUACUAUCAAGAAGGGAUGAGGUGUUGCUCA
Molecule: messenger RNA, 5834 nt
Organism: Triticum aestivum (bread wheat)
Lineage: Eukaryota; Viridiplantae; Streptophyta; Magnoliopsida; Poales; Poaceae
Exons: 2
Coding region: 1640-2704 (354 amino acids)
Source: RefSeq, a predicted model, not a curated record